AUACAGGUCAGACAGUGUGUGUGUGUGUGUGUGUGUGUGUGUGUGAGAGAGAGAGAGAGAGAGAGAGAGAGAGGCAGAGUCAGUCUCUCCACACACACAGACAGAAAGCAGAAGACCAGAAGCAGAAUUUUUUUCCUCAGAACAGUGACUCGCCGUCUGUUUGUGCCGUUUUCUUUUUCUACAGGAGACUUCAGCUCAAUAUGACUCAUCACAGAUCCUGUUUUUGUUCGUGAGCAAUGUCUUAAACCUUCCUGUUCCUGUUCCUCUGCGGCCGACUGAACUGAAGCAGGGCAGAAGAAGAGACGAGAAACUUAUGAGAAAAUUUUUGAAAAUAUUAAAAGUCAAAGUAAAAGUAUCAUCCUGCCAGUGAUGGGCUCAGUGCACAUUCGAUACUUCAGGAGGGUUCAGCGAAUGGGAAACAGCAACCAGAGAAAAUCCAAAUCAGAAGACGCUCCGAUACAACCCUUGAACCUGGUGUAAUUAUCUCAAAAGCUGUUCCUGACCUCCUGUCGUCACCUUCACACACAGCCGUCACUGCCACCAUUGACAAUGAAGACGGCGCCCCCUGCUGACAAACCUGUAAACUACACACCUUCACUUUCUGAAGGGAAUGAAAACUGUGCACCUGUCAAAGCACCUGUCAGCGCACCUGAAUCAUGUCUCACCUGUGUGUCUCUGAGCAGUGAUUUUUCCAGAGGCCUGCCCCCUGUGUUCAGCAGCGCCCCCCCUGGAGAAGAGAAGGAAAACUGUGCACCUGCACCUGUCAAAGCACCUGUCAGCGCACCUGAAUCAUGUCUCACCUGUGUGUCUCUGAGCAGUGAUUUUUCCAGAGGCGAGCCCCCUCUCUUCAGCAGCGCCCCCCCUGGAGAAGAUGACGAAGUCCAAACAGAAACUCAAGAUGAUCCUCACUUUUUUGAGGAGGUUGGACGUCGCUCUGUGAAUCUGCCCAAAGACGUUCUCUGUGAAGAACAUGAUGAACAGGACGCUCUGCUGCUCUACCAGAACAAGUUAAAGGCUUUUUACACACACAAGUUUAAGCCUGGCCUGAAGGGGGAGCUGCAGUCACAGAUAAACUCUAGACUCUAUCUGACAGAAGAGACCCCACAGCAGCAGGACUCUCCCCUCCACAGCUCCGACCUGUUCAGACCCACAGCCGGAGCCGGAGCUGCGGUCAGAGGCUGGUGUCCUGGGACGGUCCUGACGGUGGGGGAGGCGGGUGUGGGGAAGAGCCUCCUGCUUCAGUGCUCUCUGCUGGACUGGUGUGAGGGCACAGCUCUGGAAGACGUGCAGAUCAUUGCUCUUCUGUCUUUCUCUGAGCUGAACCUUCUCCAGAACCAGAGCAGGACUGUACAGGAGCUUCUGGAGGUCUCCUGCCCUGGUCUGAGCAGGUCUGGUCUGAUGGACCUGUCUCAGCUCAAACUGCUCCUGAUGCUGGACGCUCUGGACGAGUGUCUUCUGCCUCUGGACUUCUCCUCUCAGCUCAGAUGUUCAGAUGUUUCCAAGUCGAUGCCUGUGGAGACUUUAGUAACCCACCUGUUGAAGGGGGACCUCCUGCCCAACGCCCAGCUCUGGAUCACCUCUCGCCCUACGGCCGCCUCCUCCAUCCCCCCCACCCUCAUACACAGAGCCACAGAGCUGCGCGGCUUUACCGACCACCACAAGGAGGCGUACUUCCUCCAGCACCUCCAGGAUGAGAGCCUGAGAGCUCAGCUUCGCUCCUGUGCUCCUGUCUACAGUCUGUGCCGCCUGCCUCUGGUCUGCUCCAUCAUAACUCAGCUCUGUGAGAAGACCAACACCAGGGUCACACACAAGCAGAUGUUUGUCCACCUCCUCACCCACCACAUGAAGAAGAUGCAGCAGAGAUAUGGACUCCACCAAACACAAGUCCAUCGAGUCCUCCUGGCUCUGUCCAGACUGGCCUGGGAGCAGCUGCAGGGAGGGCAUCUGACCUUCUGUGAGGAGGAGCUGGAGGCCUGUGGAGUGGAGGUGAAAGAAGCUGUGGUGUACUCCGGAUUGUGCACGCAAGUGUCCAGAGGGGGGAGCUGUGGAGUCCAGAGGAGCUUCAGCUUUGUGCAUCCAUCUGUGCAGGAAGGUCUGGCCUCACUGUUCCUCUAUGAAAAGAUCUGCUCCGACCCAAACAGAUCCAUAAACCUGCUCCACCUUCUGAACCAGAUGAUCCAAGAGGAGACCCAGAGACCAAACCAAGACCAGGACUCGGAACAAGACCAGGACCAGAACCAGGAUCAGGACCAAGACCAAGACCAAGACCAGACCACGACCACGACCAAGACCAAGACCAGGACCAGGACCAGGACCAAGACCCGGACUUGGCUCAGAGAAAUCUACAUGAGCAAUCCAGCCACAACUGGGUAAAAUGUGCUCGUUGUGCUGGUCCCAAGCCCAGACAAAUGGAGAGGGUGUCAUGACAAGGUUUCUGGACCAAAGAAAGGUGGAGCUCUGUCCUCUAGAUGAGUUCAUGUAUCUUGGGUCUAGUUCUAGAGUGAGGGUUUUAGCCUGAUGCUGGUGGGUUUAGACCUGGUUUAGAUCUCUGCUUUUACCCUCACCUAUGGUCAUGAACUUUGGUUAAUGACCAAAAGAACAAGAUUGCAGAUACAAGCAGCCGAAAUGAGUUUCCUCUGCAGGCUGGCUGUUCCCUCCCCUCGCAGCUGAGGGAGGGCAUCUGUUUCAGAUGCCUCCCUGGGAAGGUGUUCCGAUCACGUCCCAUCAGGAGGACGCCCUGGAGAAGACCCAGGACACGCUGGAGGGACUAUGUGUCAGGGCUGGCCCCUGAACGCCUCAGGGUUGGGUGGGAGUGAGCUCCAGAUAUAUGUACAUACUCUCUAUGGGGUUAUUUAAUCCCAUCUGUUUAUUUGUAGUAUGUGAUUAGUAUUGUACACUUGUACACGCUGGCGUGUCCCAUUAAACUAUUAAAGGACUUUUAUUCUUAUUCCAAAAGGGUGCCUCUGAUUUUUUGACCACUUUGUAGUAAGUUUGUCCAUUGCAGACUCAGUCAUGUUCACUGUGUUGUUCAUGUUCAAUUUUGAGCCUCGUCUUUGAGGAGCACCUGUUGUGGACUAAGACAACCUGAAGCUCUCACGUCCUCUGUGUUUUUAUGCAACUGUUUUUAUUUUGUGAUGUUUUCAGAUUUUUCUGAGCUGAGUGUCUUGGCUGAUACUUUGGACAGGUCUAUAUGAGAGAUGCUGAAUCUCAAUGUAACUUUUUAAAUAAAGGGUAAAUAAAUACAAAAUAAAAUAAAACAUGAUUUCAGUGA
This is a messenger RNA of Boleophthalmus pectinirostris (great blue-spotted mudskipper), 3271 nucleotides long. Its product is annotated as protein NLRC3-like. The transcript has 13 exons. The coding region runs from base 550 to 2373 and encodes 607 amino acids. Lineage: Eukaryota; Metazoa; Chordata; Actinopteri; Gobiiformes; Gobiidae. The record is from RefSeq and is a predicted model, not a curated record.